AUGACCAUGGCAGGCGAGGACGUGUACGACCAGCUCGACAGGCAGCUCAACUCGCACGAAGUCCCGCUGGCACAGCGUUUCCGCGCCUUGUUCACCCUGAAGAGCUUGGGAGGCGACCGAGCAAUCGAGGUUAUCGGAAAGGGCUUUGACGGCGAGUCGGCGCUACUUGGGCACGAGUUGGCGUACUGCCUCGGCCAGCUCAAGGAUCCCAAGGCGCUGCCAAUCCUCACGAAGGUGCUCGAGGACGACAAGGAGCACCCGAUGGCUGCUGAGGCGAUGGGGGCGAUCGGUUCUGAGGAUGCGCUCCCUGCGCUGCGAAAAUACCUCAAGCAUGAGAACCCUGCUAUCAGGGAGACGUGCGAGAUUGCCGUCGACAAGAUCGUGUUCGACAACUCGGAGGAGGGCAAGAAGGCGGAGCCAAACCAGUACCCCUGCAUCGACCCCGCACCUGCCGCUUCCCACUCGCCCCUCGUCGCCUCCGCCCACUCCGCCGCCCUCUCCCCCGCAACCGACCUCUCCAUUCCCGAGCUUGAGCGCAUCCUCCUCGACACCAAGCUGAGCUUGUUCGAGCGCUACCGCGCCAUGUUUGCGCUGCGGAAUAUCGGAGACCGGGAGGCGGUGUUGGCGCUUGCGAAGGGCUUUGAGGACGAGAGUGCUCUCUUCCGGCACGAGAUCGCCUUCGUUUUCGGCCAGCUCUCCUCUCCCGACUCCGUGCCCUCGCUCAUCGACGUCCUCCGCCGACCACACGAGGAAGACAUGGUCCGCCACGAAGCUGCCGAAGCGCUGGGUGGCAUCGCGACGGACGAGUGCUUGCCAAUCUUGAAGGAGUUCGCGCAGAGGCAGGACGUGCCGAGGGUUGUGAGGGAGAGCUGUGUUGUCGCACUGGAUAUGUACGAAUACGAGCGCUCGAACGAAUUUGUUCCCCUCCCGACUCUUCCCACUGCCACCGCAUCCGCCUAG
This is a messenger RNA of Rhodotorula toruloides NP11, 960 nucleotides long. RefSeq names its product deoxyhypusine monooxygenase. Gene Ontology annotation, biological process: peptidyl-hypusine biosynthetic process. Lineage: Eukaryota; Fungi; Basidiomycota; Microbotryomycetes; Sporidiobolales; Sporidiobolaceae. The record is from RefSeq and is a predicted model, not a curated record. The transcript has 6 exons. Bases 1 to 960 code for a protein of 319 amino acids. Gene Ontology annotation, molecular function: deoxyhypusine monooxygenase activity.